Molecule: messenger RNA, 2027 nt
Organism: Cololabis saira (Pacific saury)
Lineage: Eukaryota; Metazoa; Chordata; Actinopteri; Beloniformes; Belonidae
Gene: yju2b
Product: YJU2 splicing factor homolog B
Exons: 10
Coding region: 110-1333 (407 amino acids)
Biological process (GO): mRNA splicing, via spliceosome
Cellular component (GO): post-mRNA release spliceosomal complex; U2-type spliceosomal complex
Source: RefSeq, a predicted model, not a curated record
CGUCAUCAGCGUCGGUCCGCUGGCGAGUGUUGGUCAGCGCUGCAAAAAAACAGCUCUUGUGAGAGUUUUAAAGUGAAUCCACUUUUGGUGUGUUGGUCCAGUCGUCACUAUGGGUGAAAGAAAAGGAACAAAUAAAUACUACCCUCCAGAUUUUGACCCGGCCAAGCAUGGAUCCCUCAAUGGCUACCACAAAACUCAUGCUUUGCGGGAGAGGGCCAGGAAGCUGUCCCAGGGCAUUCUCAUUAUCAGGUUUGAAAUGCCCUACAACAUCUGGUGUGAUGGCUGUCAGAAUCAUAUUGGCAUGGGGGUUCGUUACAAUGCUGAGAAAAAGAAAGUGGGGAACUACUACACCACGCCAAUCUAUAGGUUUAGGAUGAAGUGCCACCUGUGUGUCAACUACAUUGAGAUGCAGACAGAUCCAGCCACUUGUGACUAUGUUAUAGUUAGUGGCGCAAGCAGGAAAGAGGAACGCUGGGAUAUGGCUGAAAAUGAACAGAUCCUCACCACAGAAAGGGCAGAGAAGGAGAAGCUUGAAACGGAUGCCAUGUUCAAACUUGACCAUGGGGGAAAAGACAAGGAAAAGCUUAAAAAGGCUUUGCCCACUCUGUCAGAGAUUCAGGACCACCAGUCGGGUUGGAAGGAUGACUUUCAGCUCAAUUACGCCCUCCGCAGGAAGUUCAGAAUGGAGAAGAAAGUUAUGGCUGAGGAGGAGGAGAAAGACGAUGCUGUAAGGAUGAGGACCAAUCUAUCUAUACCACUGCUUCCAGAGAAGGAAGAGGACAGGAAACUGGCUGCACUACUCACCUACCAGGCACCUGACUCCUAUGACGAUAAACAGCACAGCAAGAGGAAAGAGAUUGCCUCCCGUUCGUGGUUUACGUCCACCUCAGGACCAGCAGGAAGGGCUUCAGGCAGCCUUCUGCAGAAGCUCGGCCUACAGGGCAAAGAAGCAGCUGUGGCCAAGGCCCUGGGUUCCUCUCGUAGCCCUUUAAUCUGCAAACGCACAUCUGGAUCUGGAAUUAAAACGGAACAAUGUGCCACCAUCACUCGCAGAAAGUCGCACCCUGAGGUCAGCGAAUGUGAACAAGAGAGACUGAGAGUGAUGAGGACAGAGCACACUUCCUGUGUGGUGUCGUCACAGGGAGGAAAGAAAGUAGCAGAGAGAAAUGGCAGUGAUUUGAAUGAACUGAACGUUGUAACCAAAGGGGAAAUCCACAAAAGAGGCAUGAAUUCUGUGGACGUUGGGAAGGAAGAGGAACAGGACAAAUGUUCUGGAGGAGUCAUAUCUUUGGUAGCAGACUACAGUGAUUCAGAUUCAGAUCCUGGACAGUGAAACUGAAUAAUCUGCUAAAUUGGGCAGUAUCUUUUUCCAAAGAAAGUUCAUAAAGGAAUAUAGUGAUGGGACUAAAAAAAAAACUACAAUGACAGACAUCAGCUGCAGUGCUUUAAUUUCUAUUUAUCAAAAAAAAAAAAGUUGCAGUGGAAGAAUAACCUCUCUAAAGUAAAUUUUAAGCCGAGUCAUCUGUCUGCAGACUAUGUUUCAGGAUGUUUGAAGUUUUACCUGUUUGACAUAAUACAAUUUUGAAUCGUUAGAUUUUUAUGUUUUGCGUGGCUACAUGGCAACAGCUAAUAAGGUGGUUUUGGAAAAUUAAAUGUAAAAUGCUGUAUGAAGCACUGAGCAGGCUGUGUUUACUGUGCUUUACUGGCCACGACUACCCACAGAAGAUCUCAUGCAUGUUUUAGUAGAUGCAUAGAUGUCUCCGGUACAGGCGUUUGUGGCUACCGUUCCCUAAAAUAACCCAAAGAAUUCAAUUGAAUAUUUAACUCAAUAAAACAAAUGGUUUGUACAAAAAUAACGUUUGAGUCACCGUUUUCUGAUAGAAACACUGAAGACUUUUGUGAUAAUUGAGGUGAAAUAGUUUGAAACAUGACUAUGAAGCAAUGAUUUAUGACCUUUUGUUCCACAACUAAUCUGUCCAGGCUCCUUUUGAAUAUCAUCUGAAAAUAAACACACUUCGUUUUCAUUG